AUGGCCCUGAGCUUCGGCUUCGUGGAGGGGGACUACAGCGGGAGCUCCGUCAGCGUUCUAGGGAGGAACUCUGCAGGUGUUUUCAGGCUGGCGAGAGGUUAUGCGGUGGCGGAGACUUAUUGGCUCAAUGUCGUCACCGGAGAUGCAAUAGUUCACUACAAUGUUACAGUCGUUCAUUACUGA
Messenger RNA from Linum tenue, 183 nucleotides. The record is from the annotation of a GenBank genome assembly. Lineage: Eukaryota; Viridiplantae; Streptophyta; Magnoliopsida; Malpighiales; Linaceae.